Mollisia scopiformis is the source of this 1260-nucleotide messenger RNA. RefSeq lists its product as uncharacterized. The transcript has 2 exons. The coding region runs from base 204 to 1142 and encodes 312 amino acids. The record is from RefSeq and is a predicted model, not a curated record. Lineage: Eukaryota; Fungi; Ascomycota; Leotiomycetes; Helotiales; Mollisiaceae.
UUCAAGAGACUUGAGCUGGCAGUUUGGAUUGUCUCUUAUAUAAAGUUGGCACUCCAGUAGUCUACAGUGCCUAUCCUGUCUUGCUUUUUCUUCGGCGGGCAGAGCGUCGGCUCUUGAGCCUUUGUUCGUGUCGAUUCUUAUGACUUAGUUUUGUCUCCCCGUAUUGUACUACUAUCCUUUCGUUCCCAAACGUAUAACCAAUAAUGUCUCACGAGAUUUGUCAUGGUGUACGAACCUAUUUCAAGCUGGAAUUAACCAAGACCAGCCGAAUCAGUCAGCCCAACCUUUGGAAACCUUCUGCCUUGUACUUCCAUGUUGGUGUCUUUGACGAACAACCUAUUAUGUCCUUGCUCGCUAAAGCUAAAGCCUUCCAUGACAGAUUCUUCGAGUCCACUGCCGAAAUGAAAUAUGGUCCAUGUCAGGCUAGAAGUGAGUCGAACAUGCCUUUGAAGGUGCCUAUAAGAAGAGGCACAGGCACAGCUCCCCAUUUUUCAGCUUCUUCAACUUCGAAUUCCUUCAGCACAUUUCAAACGAAAGCAGUACGAUGGACAGGUUUUUUGCCACUGUGGGAAAGCAUCACUCCUAGCAGAACCAUGUUGCGUAGCAAUGUCAGGAUGAUCCAACAGAGGGAUGUCCAGGGUCGGAUCUACUCUUUCAAGAGCACCUCUGAAUAUCUAGAUUCUGGUGUCCAAAUCCCCGAUAUUCCAGACGCCGUGAAGCUACACAUGGUCUUAGUUCUUGAUCUCGUACCAGGGAAGCACCAGCUUUUAAAGGUCAUGAUUAUCACAACAACUUCAGCAGUUGAUGGAGAGUACGUCCCCAUUUCACCAACUCCCAAGAAAGGUUAUGCUAUCCAGCUUCGGCUUCGCAGCCACACUGUAUGGCAUCAUGGAGCUGCCGUAACACGAUAUCCCAGCCUGGGAACGGAUUCGUACUUGAAAAUUGAUGAGCAUUACGAGGUCCCUAUUCAAAUGUUAAGGGAAGUCACAGAUCGGGCUGGGAAUCCGUUCAUGAUUUACCCAAAACGUCAAGGGGGUGUGGCGCAACUUCGACACCAUGUUCUGCACUGCAAUGAAACCCGAAAAACUGCUAAGUUUGCGAUUGGAUCUGAGAACGAAAGAGUCGGAGAAGUUGAAAUUUAGGGAACUGUGGGCAAAUUAUUGUAGGAUAGUGAUGACUUGCCCAGUCUUGGGACAAAAACUCCUAUGAUGUCUCUUCAAAGUUCAAUGCUUCAGCUUCUGGCAAAGUAAGAGGAAUAUA